UAGAUUCCAUACCACUUGUAAAUAUACAACUCUUUUUACAAUACCGUAAUUGUCCCCCGAAAAAUAUUAAACAAAUGCAACAUAAAAUUGGUUUAAGCUUAUAAAUACAAAAACAAAAUACUGAAAAACAUAUGAAUUCCAAAGUCUUAAAUUAUAAAUCCAUUCCAAAAAAGUAACAUUGUGACAAUGUCUGAAGAUAAGGUUAAUUCCAAGCGAUCUGAUGAGGAAGGGGCGUACGCAGUAUGGGCGACUCCAUCAAAGGACGCAUUGAAGAGGAUCAAGAAGUUGAUGAGCGGUCUACGAUCAAAAUUUGGUGGGCCUAAGUUUGAUCCUCAUCUUACAGUUAUAGGGCCAAUCAACUUGAAGGGUAAAGAUGCACUUGACAAAUUCAGGGCUGCUUGCCAUGGGUUGAAGGCUUAUCCUGCUCAAGUUAAGGAUGUCUCUACCGGUGACUCUUUCUGGCAGUCUGUUUUUCUCCGCCUCGACGCUACCCCUCAGGUGGUCGGAAUUAGCGAACAUUUUGAUGCACAUUUUGGUUACGACCGUUCCACACCUUACCUGCCACACAUGAGCCUUCUAUACGCGGACUUUACAGAUGAAGAGAAGCAUGAAGCCCUAGCGGAAGCUAAAAAGUUGGAUGACACGAUUGAUACAAUGAGCUUCGCGAUAGAUCGCCUAGAACUGUACAUAACUCCUAGUGAUAAGACUCUCAAGUCCUGGGUAAAGGUGGAAGAAUAUGUGCUUUGCGCACCCUAAUUUGAGCUCUUUUCCAUCUUAAAUUAUUAGUGUGUUUGUUGAUGAAAUGUUGCUGGAACAAGGAUUAAUGAUGUACUACGCAACUUGUGCCGUUCAAUAAAAGAAUUUCAAACUGCUCUUAGUUUGUAACUUACGUGUUCUUGCUUAAAAACUUGAAACAUUUUGUUAAUA
Molecule: messenger RNA, 927 nt
Organism: Spinacia oleracea (spinach)
Lineage: Eukaryota; Viridiplantae; Streptophyta; Magnoliopsida; Caryophyllales; Amaranthaceae
Product: cyclic phosphodiesterase
Exons: 3
Coding region: 187-756 (189 amino acids)
Biological process (GO): cyclic nucleotide metabolic process
Molecular function (GO): 2',3'-cyclic-nucleotide 3'-phosphodiesterase activity
Source: RefSeq, a predicted model, not a curated record